UGUAAAAAAAUCAAUAAAAUAUAUAUUAUAAAAAAUAAAUAAAUAAACAUGAGUGGUUGAAGUGACCAUAUCUAUGGAGGAGUCUCACCAGAUUGUGAAGGUGCUCCAGGAAUGAAUAUGUUCCAAACCACUUCAUUCUCAAGCCUUGUGGCCAGUGGUGAAUAGGUGAAUUGUGAUGUGUGCGGAACAUGGGACCUUGGGGAAUUCCGUAAUCAAGAGGAGAAUGAGUAACAACAGCUAGUGGAGACAAAGAAUUCUCCCUUUUCCCCCCUCCCUGUUCCCAGGGGAGAGCUGAACCCAGCAUCCCAGAUUUGUGUGACUACACAGGCAAGCAUUUGGAGACUAACUUCACUUUGGUACCCUAGCCCUCAGUGGCUCAAGGUGUUGGUUUUCUGAGCAGACAGGAGGCUCUUAAGUAGCAAAGCUCCCUGCUCUCAGCAAGCCCAGCAAAUGGGGAAGGGAGACACCCAGGAGACGACAGCACCGCCCACUUCAGCCUACCGCUCUGUCAUGGAGGAGUACGGUUAUGAAGUGGGCAAGUCCAUUGGCAAUGGCUCCUAUGGGACAGUGUAUGAAGCUUACUACACAAAGCAGAAGGUCAUGGUGGCUGUCAAGAUCAUUUCAAAGAAGAAGGCCUCUGAGGACUAUCUUGUCAAGUUCCUGCCUCGUGAGAUACAGGUAAUGAAGGUCCUGCGGCACAAGAACCUCAUCAACUUCUACCAGGCCAUCGAGACCACGUCCCGAGUGUACAUAAUUCUGGAGUUGGCUCAGGGCGGCGAUGUCCUUGAAUGGGUCCAGCGCUACGGGGCCUGCUCUGAGCCCCUUGCGGGCAAGUGGUUCUCCCAGAUGUCCCUGGGCAUCGCCUACCUGCACAGCAAGGGCAUCGUGCACCGGGACUUAAAGUUGGAGAACUUAUUGCUGGACAAGCGGGAGAAUGUGAAGAUAUCAGACUUUGGCUUCGCCAAGAUGGUACCUUCUAGCCAUUCUGUGCGUAAUAGCCCUUCUUUACACCAAAGGAACUGUUUUGCCCACCUCAGCCAGACCUACUGUGGCAGCUUUGCUUAUGCCUGCCCAGAGAUCUUGUUAGGCUUACCCUACAACCCUUUCCUGUCUGACACCUGGAGCAUGGGUGUCAUCCUCUACACUCUGCUGGUUGCCCGUCUGCCCUUUGAUGACACCAAUCUCAAGAAGCUGCUGAAAGAGACUCAGAAGGAGGUCACUUUUCCACCUAACUUGUCCGUCUCCCAGGAGUGCAAGAACCUGGUUGUCCAGACACUACGUCAGCCCACCAAGCGUGCCACCAUCCUGGACAUCAUCAAGGACCCAUGGGUGCUCAAGUUCCAGCCUGAGCCACCCACCCAUGAGAUCAGGCUGCUUGAGGCCAUGUGGCAGCCGCUCAGCACGGCAAGUUGUCGCGCAUCCAUGGAAAUCAAUAUCUGAAAGUGGCUGAGGCAGGGAUUGAGAGAGGAGCAAAGCAGGAAGGGUUUGGGGCUAAAAAUCUUUUAUACCAAAAAUAAAUCUAAUUCUGAUUUAGUUUCAU
Myotis brandtii (Brandt's bat) is the source of this 1540-nucleotide messenger RNA. RefSeq names its product testis-specific serine kinase 4 (gene TSSK4). NCBI's taxonomy places the organism in Eukaryota, Metazoa, Chordata, Mammalia, Chiroptera, Vespertilionidae. Gene Ontology annotation, biological process: protein phosphorylation; intracellular signal transduction; microtubule cytoskeleton organization. Gene Ontology annotation, cellular component: cytoplasm. Bases 451 to 1440 code for a protein of 329 amino acids. The record is from RefSeq and is a predicted model, not a curated record. The transcript is spliced from 4 exons. Gene Ontology annotation, molecular function: tau-protein kinase activity; protein serine/threonine kinase activity; ATP binding.